Talaromyces proteolyticus is the source of this 1740-nucleotide messenger RNA. Its product is annotated as putative actin-binding protein. The transcript is spliced from 8 exons. Bases 1 to 1740 code for a protein of 579 amino acids. Gene Ontology annotation, biological process: actin filament organization. The record is from RefSeq and is a predicted model, not a curated record. NCBI's taxonomy places the organism in Eukaryota, Fungi, Ascomycota, Eurotiomycetes, Eurotiales, Trichocomaceae. Gene Ontology annotation, molecular function: actin filament binding.
AUGUCUGGUCGCUUUGUCCGGUCGUCGAAAUAUCGACACGUUUUCGGUCAACCUACAAGACGAGAACAAUGCUAUGACAACCUGCGUGUGUCCGCCAAUGCGUGGGAUACAAACUUGCUCAAGGUUAACCCACAAUAUCUUGCUGUGAACUGGGAAACUGGCGGUGGUGGCGCUUUCGCAGUUAUUCCCCUCGAAGAACGGGGCAAGCUGCCCGAGAGAAUUCCCUUGUUCCGAGGACACACUGCGGCUGUGCUAGAUACCGACUGGAAUCCUUUCAACGACUCGUUGAUUGCUUCUGGAUCUGAUGACGGAAAGAUAUUCCUUUGGCGUGUCCCCGACAACUUCACUGUUCGCCCCGACGUCGAGCCCGACAAUGUCCAAGACAUAUCUCCAGUUGGGAAACUGAGCGGCCACUCGAGGAAAGUUGGUCAGGUGCUUUUCAACCCCGCUGCCGAGAACGUGCUCGCAACAGCUUCAGGCGAUUUCUCCAUCAAAAUAUGGGAUAUCGAGGCUGGCGCCACCAAAUUUACCCUAAAGCUGGGCGAUUCGAUCCAGUCGCAAUCAUGGAGCGCCAACGGAUCGCUCCUAGUCACUACGUCUCGUGACAAGAAGCUCAGGAUAUGGGAUGUCCGUCAGGAACGCCCAGCCGUGGAAACCGCCGGCCAUUCAGGAGCAAAGAACAGCCGGGCUGUAUGGAUGGGUGAGCACGAUAGGAUUGCGACCACUGGUUUCUCCAGGAUGAGCGAUCGCCAACUUGCAUUGUGGGAUGUGCGCGCCGCGCGUGAGCCUAUCAGCGGGUUCAAGACACUUGAUUCGAUCUCUGGUGUCUGCGUUCCCUUCUGGGAUGAUGGUACUCAAUGCUUGUACUUGGCUGGAAAAGGUGAUGGCAACAUUCGUUACUAUGAAUUCCAAAACGACAAAUUCGAAUAUCUCACAGAAUACAAGUCAGGCGAUCCUCAGCGUGGCUUGGCAUUCAUGCCCAAGCGCGGUGUGAAUAUUCAUCAGAAUGAGGUUGUUCGGAUCUACAAGUCAGUUUCCGACACCUACAUCGAACCUAUCUCUUUCAUUGUUCCUCGCCGGUCCGAAAAUUUCCAAGAUGAUAUCUAUCCGCCUGCGAUUGGCAUUACGCCUGCUAUGACCUCGUCUGAAUGGAUUAAUGGCAAGGAAGCCAUUCCUCCAAAGAUAUCUCUGGAAAGCCUUUUCGAGGGAACUGGCCUGAAAGAGGUCACACCUAGCCAAGAAAAGCCAACAUCUACAAUAACCGCCUCAGCACCUCAACCUGCAGAACCUGCCAAACCUGCCAAACAAGCCGAGCCCGUUCGCGCUGAGCCGACCCCAGUGGUCCGACCAGCUCCUUCGAUGAAGGACCAAGGAGCUUCGAUGUCAGCCAUGGUUGAUAAGUUUGCUGACAAUGAAGAGAAAGAUGAUGUCGAUGACACUUCCAGCUUUGAGGAAGUCGCUAGACCCGUUGAACAAGCUCCACCUUCUCCGGUGAAGACUACCCCUCCAGUCAAGGAGGAACCAGUCAAACAGACGAUAACGCCAGUGGCCUCCACUCCAACAACCGCCACUCCAAAGGUGUCGCAAUCGCCACCUGAGUCCUCAGGAUCUGUCAAGGACGAUAUUGCCGAGAUCAAAGCAUUGAUCGCUCAGCAGACGAAGACAAUCGCAUCUCAGGCCGAACAAGUGAAAUAUCUUACCGCAGAGAUCGAGUCACUCAAGUCAAAACUCGAUAACUAA